ACGCAGCCGCGCGCGCACGGCGGGCACCGGGGGCCGGUACGGCCGGGGAGCGGGGCGGGGCCUCCGGGCCGUCCCGUUCCGUCCCCGCGGCUGAGCCCCGCCCCGCCGGGCGCUGAGCGAGCGCUCCGCCCCGACAGGAGCCGGCCGGCAUCCGGCAUGGCGAGCGAGGAGCCGGACGAGCCGAGUCCCGAGGAGUUCGUGUACGGGGAGGAGGACUUCGUCCUGCAGGGAGCCGGCUGGGGGGCCGAGCCAGGCUCCGCGCCCUCCCGCUUCGACCGGGCGCUGCUAGAGGGCUGGGACGACCGGAUGGAGCGGGGCCUGUUCCGGUACCGGCUGGGGCCGCUCCCCACCCGCGUUCUGCCCGGCCCCAUGCGGCUGGUGGCCCAGCUCAACGUGCAGCGCGGCACCGAGCGCCGCCCGCCGCAGCCCGUCUGCAGCCUCCGGCAGCCCUUCGACCCCGCAGCCUUCAACUUCACCCGCCUGCGCCCCGGCGAGCUGCUGCUCCGGCUGCGCAGGGCGGGGGACGCGCCCGGCCCCGCGGCCCCCGAGCCGCUGCUGGUGGCGAUCAACGCCAGCCCGCUGGAGCGCGGCCACGUCCUGCUGCUGCCGGCCCCGGCGCGGCGGCUGCCGCAGGCGCUGACGGCCCCGGCGCUGCACGGGGGGCUGGAGGCCGCGCUGCUCAGCGCCCACCCUGGCUUCUGCGUGGGCUUCAACGGGCUGGGCGGCUGCGCCUCGGUUAACCACCUGCACUUGCACGGGCUCUACCUGCCGCGCCCGCUGCCGGUGAAGGCGGCGCCGGCCCAGCCGCUCUGCCCGCGGCUCGGUCUGCUGUGGGCCGGCCCCGCGCCCGCCUUCCUCUUCUACGCCGCCGGCCCCGCCGAGCUGGGGCUGCUGGCCCAGGACGUGUGCCGGGCGGCGGAACACCUGACGGACACCGGGCUGGCCUACAACGUGCUGGCCACGCGGGGCAACCCGCCGGAGGGGGCGGCGGGGGCCGGCUGGGGGCUGCGGGUGCUGCUGUGGGCGCGCAAGCCCAGCUUCGGUGCCAAGAACGGCGCCGCCUUCAACGUGGCGUUGUGCGAGCUGGCGGGGUACCUGCCGGUGGCGGCGGAGCCGGCCUUCUGGGACCUCACCGAGACCGACGCCGUGCGCGCCAUCCGCGAGCACCUCCUCCCGGAAAUGCAGCUGCUGCGCCUCGGCGAGGACCUGGCGCGGCUGCUGGCGGGCUGAGCGGCGCCGCGGCCGCUACCCGCACCGGGACCGGCGGAGCCGCUCUGCUUGGCACCGCCGGCAUCUCUAUGGCCGGUGUGAGGACGGAGCGGCUAUGGCCCCGCCCCCUCGCGUGUUCGGGGCGGCUGGUCGCCAUGGCAACGGAGCGGCACCGGGAGCGGCCGCGAUGGAGGCGGGCGGCGGCGGGGGGGGGGCGGCCCCGGGAGCCCCCCCGGGCGGGGAGGGGGCCGCCGCAGAACCCCCGGGCCAGCCUGUUACUCCCAGCGACCCCCCUGAGCCGCGGAAGAGGCGGAGGAAGCGCAGGCGAGUGCGGGGGCGGCCGUUGUGCCCGUGUUCCGGGGGGUCUCUCUGCCGGUAGCGGGGGUCGGCGCCGCCGGAGCCCCCACAGACCCUGCUCACACCCCCGAGCCGUGCUCGCUCCCGGGACACGGCAAGUGCGGCCCCGGGCGAUGUUCGGCCGCUGCCCUCAGCCCCGGGGGGCAUCACAGGGACGUUCUGGAUCAGAAAAUAAACGCUCUUUGCCCUGA
Molecule: messenger RNA, 1757 nt
Organism: Columba livia (rock pigeon)
Lineage: Eukaryota; Metazoa; Chordata; Aves; Columbiformes; Columbidae
Gene: GDPGP1
Product: GDP-D-glucose phosphorylase 1
Exons: 1
Coding region: 157-1230 (357 amino acids)
Biological process (GO): glucose metabolic process
Cellular component (GO): cytoplasm
Molecular function (GO): GDP-D-glucose phosphorylase activity
Source: RefSeq, a predicted model, not a curated record